AUGGGUGUGAGUAAAUUAGAUGUCUUGUACAGAAAGCUUCUCCUCACUAAACUUUUCAUCAGAGGAUGGGGAAAACCAGAGGAUCUGAAAAGAAUAUUUGAAUUCAGAAAGAUUAUUGGAAACAGGGAAAAAUGCCAGACGCUGGUUUCGAAAGAUUACCCAGUGUUCAUUGACAAGGUUGAGGAGCAAUCCGAUUGUAAAAUCCUUGAGGGGCACUUCAUUUCCCCGCUGGCUCAUUAUGUCCCAGGUAUCCUGCCAGUCGAGUCUCUUGUAGCAAGAUUUCAGUUCAUAAUACCCAGAAGAUGGAAUAGCAAGCACAGACCUGUGUGCAUUCAUUUAGCAGGCACUGGAGAUCAUCACUUCUGGAGGAGACGCACAUUAAUGGCACGCCCAAUGAUUAAAGAAGCCUGUAUGGCUUCCCUAUUGCUAGAAAAUCCUUAUUAUGGUUGUAGAAAACCUAAGGAUCAAGUACGGUCAUGUUUAAAAAAUGUCUCGGACCUGUUUGUGAUGGGAGGAGCUCUUGUUCUAGAAUCGGCAGCUCUUUUGCACUGGCUAGAGAGAGAAGGCUAUGGACCACUAGGGAUGACUGGAAUAUCCAUGGGAGGACAUAUGGCUUCACUGGCAGUGACAAACUGGCCUAAACCAUUGCCAUUGAUUCCGUGUCUUUCCUGGUCAACAGCUUCUGCAGUCUUUACUACGGGUGUGUUGAGCAAGGCAGUGAACUGGAGAGAGCUGGAGAAACAGUAUUUUACGCAAACUGUUUAUGAAGAGGAAAUCAUUCAAAUGCUUGAAUACUGUGGAACAGAUUCUUUCAAGAUGGGACAAGACUUUGUCAAAAACUUCCCUGACAGUGUGGACAGUCUGGAGGAUGUGGACGUGACUUCCAGAAUGUUUGAUCUUGAUUCCUCAAACCAGACUGUACCUAAAGAAGCUGUUCAUAGCUUUACCACAAAUAAAAAUACUCUAAGUGCCUCAUCAGAGAGACUGUUGAUACAAGAUACUCCUAAAAUGCAGUGCAUAAAUCAAACAUUUUCAACCGAUUGCAAUAGCAAUAAAAACUUAAUCAGUCCACAAGGACACAGGAUAAAUAAAAGAAGAAAGAGUGACACUUUACAGAGAGAAUCCUUAAGGUUCAUGAAAGGAGUCAUGGAUGAAUGUACCCAUGUAGCUAACUUCUCAGUUCCAGUUGACCCAAGUUUAAUCAUAGUUGUACAAGCUAAGGAGGAUGCGUAUAUUCCUCGAACUGGAGUGCGCAGUCUUCAAGAAAUCUGGCCCGGAUGUGAAAUUAGGUAUCUGGAUGGAGGUCAUGUCAGUGCCUACCUCUUCAAACAAGGACUCUUUAGACAAGCAAUUUAUGAUGCAUUCGACCGCUUUCUUCAGAAAUAUGCAGUUUAAAAAUCUUCAUAAGGUAUUAAAGCUGAUCUCAUCUGUACUUCUGCUUACUGGAACUCAUACGUGGAAAACAAGCCUCUUGCAACGUUGAGUAGAUGGUCGCUGACUUUGACUGUUGUAGGUAACAAUAUCAAAAAUGGUUAAGUACCAGCAUUACUUUCAUAUCAACCAAAUGCCAUUCACUUGCUUCAGCUUUACCUGUGAAAAAACAAUGGCAGCAUUUGUUAGUGCACGAAUGGUUCAUGUACUUCAUGUUUAAUCACAUUGUAUAUUCCUUUAAUUCUGAAUAAAUUCUCGAUCAGGUAUUAGUUGAAAACAGACUAACUAUUGCAAGAAUGUAAAAUUUUCUGUGGGGCU
Molecule: messenger RNA, 1749 nt
Organism: Tauraco erythrolophus (red-crested turaco)
Lineage: Eukaryota; Metazoa; Chordata; Aves; Musophagiformes; Musophagidae
Source: RefSeq, a predicted model, not a curated record